AUGCCAAGGGAAAUAAUCACAAUCCAAGCCGGCCAGUGCGGCAACAACGUUGGCAGUCAGUUCUGGCAGCAGCUCUGUGUUGAACACGGGAUUAACCAAGAUGGGAACUUGGCCGAAUUUGCGACCGAGGGAGGAGAUAGAAAGGAUAGCGAUGAUACUCGAUAUAUUCCCCGCGCUAUAUUACUAGACUUAGAACCUAGGGUUCUCAAUACAAUCCAAACCGGCACAUAUCGCAACAUCUAUAAUCCCGAGAACUUCUUCAUUGGCAGACAGGGAAUUGGUGCCGGGAAUAACUGGGGAGCUGGAUAUGCGGCUGGUGAGAUUGUGCAAGAAGAAGUUUUUGAUAUGAUUGAUCGUGAAGCGGAUGGGAGCGAUUCAUUGGAGGGAUUUAUGCUCCUUCAUUCUAUCGCAGGUGGAACGGGAUCCGGACUUGGGAGCUAUAUUCUUGAACGAAUGAACGAUCGCUUUCCAAAAAAACUAAUUCAGACUUACUCUGUUUUCCCUGAUACACAAGCGGCGGAUGUUGUUGUUAAUCCAUACAAUAGUUUGCUGGCCAUGAGGAGAUUAACCCAAAAUGCUGAUUCAGUUGUUGUCGUGGACAAUGGUGCCCUUUCCAGAAUCGCAGCAGACAGGCUACAUGUACAAGAGCCCUCAUUCCAGCAAACUAACCAAUUGGUUUCUACGGUCAUGUCUGCGGCUACCACCACCCUUCGAUACCCUGGCUACAUGCAUAACGAUCUUGUCAGCAUUCUCGCUAAUCUAAUCCCAGACCCUCGAACGCGCUUCCUCAUCACAUCAUACACCCCUUUCACAAGUGACAAUGUCGAACAAGCAAAGACCAUUAGGAAAACCACCGUCCUAGAUGUUAUGCGUCGACUCCUCCAGCCCAAAAAUCGCAUGGUGUCAAUUAGCCCCAGCAAAACCAGCUGCUAUAUAAGUAUAUUCAAUAUAAUCCAAGGAGAGGCUGCCCAAACCGAUGUCGACAAAUCAAUUCUCCGCAUCCGUGAACGCCGUCUGGCCACUUUCAUCCCCUGGGGACCAGCCAGCAUCCAUGUAGCUGUUCCCAAGCGGUCACCAUACCUACCAAACACUCAUCGUGUCAGUGGUUUGAUGAUAGCAAACCACACUUCCGUGGCGACCCUCUUCAAGAGAAUUGUUAGCCAGUAUGACAGACUGCGCAAGCGGAAUGCGUUCUUGGAGCAGUAUAAGAAGGAACCUCCCUUUGCUGAUGGAUUAGGAGAGUUCGACGAAGCUAGAACUGUCGUCAUGGAUCUCAUUGCGGAGUACGAGUCUGCGGAAAGACCCGAUUAUGCCGGUGGUGGCACAGAUGUAGAGGACAGCUAA
Molecule: messenger RNA, 1344 nt
Organism: Paracoccidioides lutzii Pb01
Product: tubulin gamma chain
Exons: 8
Coding region: 1-1344 (447 amino acids)
Biological process (GO): mitotic cell cycle; cytoplasmic microtubule organization; meiotic spindle organization
Cellular component (GO): spindle; gamma-tubulin complex; microtubule
Molecular function (GO): GTP binding; structural constituent of cytoskeleton
Source: RefSeq, a predicted model, not a curated record